This is a messenger RNA of Knipowitschia caucasica, 1374 nucleotides long. NCBI's taxonomy places the organism in Eukaryota, Metazoa, Chordata, Actinopteri, Gobiiformes, Gobiidae. The record is from the annotation of a GenBank genome assembly.
AUGGAUCAACGUGCUAAAAGAAAGGCCAUUGCAGUACUUCUGCUGUUGAGACUCAGAGGAAGGCAGAGGAAGACGAGAACGUGGAUUCACCCCAUGAACCAGAGAAGAGCGCAGUUUGGAGCCUACUACCACCUAGUGGCUGAACUCAGGACUUAUCCCAAAAAACAUCUCCAAUAUUUCCGAAUGUCUGUGGAACAAAUGGAUCAACUGCUCUCCAUUAUUGGUCCCACAAUCCGCCGCCAGGAGACCAACUACAGAAGGAGUGUGUGUCCUUCCCAAAGACUGGCAGUAACAUUAAGAUUCCUGGCCUCCGGUGAAAGUUUCACCAGUCUGGCCUUUCAGUACAGACUUGCUGUGACACCGGGGAAAAGCCUACAGCUGUGUCCCCCGGGAAAAAAUGCCCACAGCUGUGACCCCGCUGCGCGACUCUCAGCGCUUCAAAAGACGCGUGCGGGGGAUAAUGCCCCCAGUGACACAGUCUCUCUGGACCAACUGGUCUCAAACCUGUUCAGUCAGCUGCAUGAGUUUGAGGAGGACCUGUUCCACUGGGGACACCCACCAGGGCUUCGGCAACUCCCUCAACAUGAGGCUACCCACAGCGGUGGUUACAUUCAGCUGCAAACUGUGGAUCAAGAGGAUGUUUCUGCUCAGAUUCAAGCUGAAAACUUGCAUGCAGAGGGCAAGGCUGCGUGCAGAAGUCUGGAUCAGCCAAUCAGUGAGCUUGAAGUCCUCGGAGAGAGACGUGAGGCGUUUCAGGAUCAACUGAAGGAGUUUGAAAACGUGACGGAACAGAACUCUUGUUUGGUCCAAAUAAACCAACGCCUGGAACUGGAGCUGCAACAAGUCACAGAGAAGUAUCAGCAGAGUCAGAGUGAGCAGAUGGAGGCGUACAGACGUCUGCGAGAUCUGCAGCUCUCACAAGAGAAAGACAUACAGCAUAAGUGUGAGGAGCUCCAGAGACUUCAGAAUAAGUUAGAGCAAAAGAAACUUCAGCACAGGUUGGAGGAGAAAGAAAGAGUUUGCCAAAGUCUAGAGCGACAGAUUAAUCUAGAGCAAACCAAGGACAAGCUGCUGCAGAGUGAGUUUGUAUGUCAGGACCUGCUUCUCUCACACCAGAAAGCCCAGCAGGAUAGUGAGAGGGAAAUCCAAAACUGGAAGAUAGAGGCGCUGACAGGGGAGCGAGAGGACUUUGAAGAGGUGAAGGAGGAGUACUCUAGGAGGAGAGUCCAACAGCUUCUGUUCUGCUACAGAUGUGUUUGUUUUGGGAUGUCUGCCGUACAGUGGAAGAUCCAGACAGAGCAAACGCAUCAGCAAGACACAAAGAGGAAGGACUCUCAGCCUGAAACCCACCUCACAAAUUCCGGACGAGACUAA